Molecule: messenger RNA, 4253 nt
Organism: Aegilops tauschii subsp. strangulata
Lineage: Eukaryota; Viridiplantae; Streptophyta; Magnoliopsida; Poales; Poaceae
Source: RefSeq, a predicted model, not a curated record
AGUAAGCUUCUAUUUAGUUAAUGUUUUUUUAAAUGUGCAUUGUGAGGACCAGGAUUUCAGUUUUAGAUGUAAAGAAAAUGUGCUUUCAAAAAUUAAUUUGGUCAAGCUGUUCGCAAUUUGAACAUAAUUUAGUCAAAAUUUUGCAAAACCACCGACAAGCCUCAUAACUCCAUCCCAGAACCAUUCAUAUUCACACAACUCAUCAACUCCAAACGUUUUGAGCAGACAACAAAAUAUUUGAACUUUGGAGCACAUCACCGGUUGAGCUAGGUAGAAAAUGCUGGGGGGCCAACACUAAAACAUGAGUGUUUUGGGGUGCAAAAUGCCAAAAAAAAUCUCAUCUAAGCCCUCUCCUCCAAAUUUUCUUCACACUAUGGCCCCAACGUUGUACAUAGCUCCGCCGCUGGAGCCGAUGCUUGUAGAUGUCUUGGGAGCGUCUGGUCUGCUGCAGCCUCCUUGUGGCACUACUGAAGCCGUACUGCAUCACGAGCAGCCCUGCUGUGGUAGUGCGGUUGUGGCCGCACUUGGCCACGGUGGCAAUGGUAAGCCAAGGAGUACUCCGACAAGAGUCCUCCCUCUCGUCCGCAUAUUGACUUCACUGACCAUCAUAUAGUCAACCUAUGUGAGGCAUUCCGCAACUCCAAACAAAAUCUAAUCAAAAAUUUGCCCCCGCAACUCCAUCCCACGACUAUGCAUAUUCAUGCAAUCCAUAACUCCAGACGGUUUGAGCAGACAACAAAAGGUUUGGACUUUGGAGCCGAUGCAUGUAGAUCUCUAGGGAGCGUCUGGCCUACCGCAGCCCCCAUGCUGCCACCACCGAAGCCGGCCUGCCGCGGUAACGUGGUUAUGUCUGUUAUAACGGCAGCAAUGAGAGACUGAGCACCGACAGCCAUGGUGUUCAUUGACCACUACAUAGUCAAACUAUGUGAGGCACCAUUCUCAUUAGAUAGUCAUGUCAAAAUUCCAUGCUUCUCUCGUUGAACAACAACCGUAAACAUGUGUAGAUUGUGUGGGAGAGAUCAUUGGUGGCAAGCAAGAGAGUAAAGUUGACCGAAAAUGGGAAAGUGGGAGCAGAUGCCAAUGUCAAUCGUGAAUAUAUAGUAUAUCUGAAACAACACACCCGUGCAAUUGCCAUUAAAUUGAUGACCUUUCCGUUCCGUAGUAUGGCUCGGGCAGCCUUGCUACAACUACAAAGAAGCUGGGGGCCGUGGCAUGUUAACGUGCGCAUGUUCUCAUGAAGUCAAUUGAUUGGCCACAACUAUAUAUACGAUGUAGAAUGUGAACUAACCAAGAACAAAUUUAUAGCCUCAUGCGGCGUCUGUCUACUAGCUAUCGUAUUCUUGUGCAACCAACUUGCAUAGCUACAUAGUAAUAAUUGAUGACAUAUGGCAUCGUGGAGAAUGGGAUGUCAUCAGCAAGUCUUUUCCAGAAAAUAAUCUGGGCAGCAGAAUUGUCAUGACAACUCGUAUUGAUUCUGUACCAAGAGAUGACUUCAUUACUAACAAGCUCUACAUCAGAAUGAAUCCUGAAUGGAAUCGCGGAAACAGAAAAUGGCUCCACGCACUUGUUGAGAAAGAUCUUGCUGCUUGGAUGAAGCUUGACAUGGUUGGCGAAGGUUUUGACUGUGACCAUCCUAUUGUGCACAUGUGUGGUGGUGUGCCAUUAGCACUGCUUUGCAUGUUUUCAGCAAUGAGAAUGGUCCGAGAGGAACAAGAACAGCUAGGUGUGCAUGUAAAGGCAUGUGAUGCGCAAGAUAUGAUUGAGAAGCAAGUUAAGCGAAGUGGAAUUCAGAACACUCCAGGGUUUGAACCGUUGGUAGAGAGUUUGCAGCUUGGCUACGCCGAUCUUCCUCACCAUAUGAUGAAGACUUGCUUGCUAAACUGCAGUAUAUACCCUCAGAAUCACUUUCACAGGGAUCAACUGGUCAUGCGAUGGGUCGCUGAAGGAUUUACUUAUAAAGUGGAUGAAGCAGUAGGUUAUUUUGAAGAGCUUGUCGAGAGAGAAUUACUGAUGCAGGUGAAUGAUGGUAGUACAUACAAAUUGAAUUCGAUGAUGCAAAAUUUCCUUCGAUGGAAAUCACAAGAAGAUAAUUUCAUUACUUACAGUUCUGACAUGACAUCGGCAUAUCCAUGUCGAAUCCAUCGGCUAUGUAUUGACAAGCAUCCAGGUGAUGAUGGUUCACUAGAGGGGGUGGAUCCCUUCUCUGGAUUAGAUUGGUCUCAGAUUCGAUCCCUUGUUGUUUUUGAAGAUGCUGAAAGACUCCCCUUUGAGAAGUUGGCACGCGUGCGACUGUUGGAUCUUCAAUUUAAAACGGCUCUUGGCGAUCAUCAUGUGAAGGAUAUUUGUGGACUGCUCCGUGUGAAGCACCUAUUCGGUCUAGAGGGGGUGGGAAUUAGUGAGCUACCACCAGAAAUAGGAAGGCUACACUAUCUAGAGACCCUGAACGUAAGCAAUACGUCUAUUAGCAAGCUACCCCAUGAGAUUGGGAGACUGAAAAAGUUGAAGAAUCUAUACGUGAGUCAUAGCCCAAGGAUCAGAGAGUUGCCCAGAGAGAUUGGAGACCUGCAGCAUUUAGAGACAUUGUGCAUAUUUGCAACAGAUAUCAGAGAGCUGCCCAGGGACAUUGGGAGACUAAAGAAGUUGAAGACUCUGAACCAUAGGUUCAGGGAUCUUCCCAGGGAGAUCGGGGACCUGCAAAAUUUAGAGAGUCUGGACCUCAGUGGUAGCAAAGGGAUGACAAGUCUACCAAGGGAGAUUGGGAAAUUGCAGCGUUUGAAAACACUCAAGGCGUGUUGGACAUGGAUCACAGAGCUGCCUCGUGAGAUGGGGAACCUCCAGAAUUUGGAGACUCUUGACCUGAUUUACAGCCGCGGGCUCACAGGACUGCCUCGUGAGAUUGGGAAUCUGCAGAAUCUGGAACAACUGCUCUUGAGUGCUACGGGGGUGGUAAAGCUACCAAGAGAAAUUGGGAGGCUGAAGAAGCUGAAGACUUUGAAAUUGAGUGAGACCAUCGCUGUACUACCCUGGGAGGCAGGCCAGCUUUCAGAAUUGGAGGGAGUGCCCGAGUGCAUCCGCAAAGCUUGGAAGAAUAGUGAUUUUGUGUCUGAGUUAGCCGGGGAGAUCCUGUCGAUUGAACUGGUUAGAUGGGAUGGUGAUCCAAAGGGGCUAAUUGUUGGUACAAAACACAUGCACAUUCCCCAGUGGAUCAAGGAUCACUUCAACGACCUUGGGUCGUUGGAUAUCAGGAUAUGCAAAUUGGAGGAGGAGCAGGAUCUCAAGAUUCUGCGGGAGAUGCCCAAGCUACAACAUCUCACGCUAAGGUUGGAAGCCGUCCCAAGGAAGCCCAUAGCCAUCAGCGCUGAAGGGUUUCCAAGGCUCCAUCGUCUCUAUGUUGACAGCCGCGUGCCACCGGUUAUCAUCUUCCAGGAAGGAGCGAUGCCGAGGCUGUUUGAACUCCGCUUCGAGUUCCAGUUCUACGGUGGCCCGCCUCCGCCUGCAAAUAAAGAGGCUCAGCUGGGUAUCAAACACAUCCGGUACCUCCUCUCGGUCGAAUUUAUAUGCAGCCAGGAAUGGUAUGGAGGAGCAGAAGAGAGCAGGAGCCCGUGCAUGAGCGCCAUGAUUGACGUGGUGAGGAAAGAAGCCCAGGAGCAUCCCAACCAGAUCAGCUUUCAUGUCUCUGGCCGCGAGAGUGAGCUUUUUCCAAAGAAGGACAGGUUGGCAGGGCAGGUUUCCCUGUUCAGCAGCAGCAGUGGGAGUGGCGCUGAGAAUGAGAUGAAGCGUCCUGAGGAGAAGAAGAUCUUGGCACAGGAGGUUUCCCUGUCCAGCAGCAGUGCGGGGACCGGCCCUGAGAUCAAGUAGGGGAAGCAGCAGCCGGCAGCGUGAUUGGGUUUCUUACUUGACGACCCAUCGAGCGAGCAGGUUAUUUCAUCAUCGUAGUCAUCUUCAACUACGUAUAUACAAAUGGUGGCUAUUCUUCUUGAGGCGGAGGGCAUAAGAUUUGACCGACCACAGUAAGGAAAACGCUGUUUGUUCUUUGCCCGUCCAAGCUACUAGGAGUAUUACUUGCAAGCUUCUUCCAAGCUGAUUUGGCCUAAAGCCACAUGUAUCUCUAUCUGUAUUUGGGCUAAAGGCACAUGAUUUGGCGUAAUGCCACCUGUAUCUGUUCUGUACCUCUUCAUUUUUCAUUUCAGUAAGCACCGUGGAACACAAAGGGUAUUAUUAAUUGUCAUGUCAUCAUUUAAUAAUAAUCCAAG